AACGCUAACCAAUCCAGCCAAUCAGUGCGCAGGGGGCGGGGUUUAGCGUGAACGCGGAUAUUGUAGAAGCUAUUCAAAAUGGCGGCGCCCACAGAUCGUGACACAUGCGAGUGUAAACCUGACAUGGCAGCUGUUAAAUCGGUUUCCUCGUCUUUGCCUCUUGCUCUCCGGAUUGUAGCGGAGUGUCCUGUAACCAAGGCGCGGGCGUGUGUGCUCACACUUCCCCACGGCAGCGUUAACACGCCGGUGUUCAUGCCGGUCGGCACGCAGGGCACCAUGAAGGGAAUCACUGCGCAGCAGCUGGAACAGCUGGACUGUCAAAUCUGUCUCGGAAACACGUACCACUUGGGCAUGAGGCCGGGUCCUGAGCUGAUCGAGAAAGCCAACGGCCUGCACGGAUUCAUGAACUGGAAGCGAAACCUCCUGACGGACAGCGGAGGUUUUCAAAUGGUGUCUCUAGUGGAGCUGUCCAAGGUGACGGAGGAGGGAGUUCUGUUCCGCUCGCCGUACGACGGAAAGGAGAUCCUGCUCACCCCCGAGCAGUCUGUCGGCAUACAGAACAGCCUCGGCUCGGACAUCAUGAUGCAGCUUGACGAUGUGGUCAGUAGCACCGUAACUGGGCCGAGGGUGGAGGAAGCCAUGCACCGCUCGGUGCGCUGGCUCGACCGCUGCAUCGCCGCCAAUCAAAACCCACACCGACAAAACCUGUUCGCCAUCAUUCAGGGAGGCCUUAACGCCGAGCUACGGAGGGCGUGUUUGGAUGAGAUGACAAAGAGGGACGUUCCCGGCUUUGCCAUCGGUGGUUUGAGUGGUGGAGAGGAGAAGGACGAUUUCUGGAAGAUGGUGACCCUCAGUACAGACCACCUGCCCAGAGAGAAGCCUCGCUACCUGAUGGGCGUCGGCUACGCCGUGGACCUGGUGGUGUGUGUGGCUCUGGGCUGCGACAUGUUUGACUGCGUUUUCCCCACACGCACAGCUAGGUUCGGCUCGGCGCUGGUCCCCUGGGGGUCCCUGCAGAUCAAACAGAAACAGUACGCUAAGGAUUUCCAGCCCCUGGACCCCGAGUGCGAGUGUCCCACAUGUAAGAGACACAGUCGAGCGUAUCUGCACGCGCUGUUUAAGAGCGACACGGCCGCCAUGCACCACAUCACCAUUCACAACAUCUCCUACCAGCUGACUCUGAUGCGUUCGGUGAGGCAGAGCAUCGUCGAGCAGCGCUUUCCCGAGUUUGUGCAGAGCUUCAUGAGGAGGAUGUUCCCCAACGAUGAGACGUACCCCAGCUGGGUUGUGGACGCUCUCGCGUCCGUCAACAUCACUCUAAACCGAUGAGACGUUCUUCAGGAGUUGAACGAUGGAAGAUUUAUGGAUGGAAGUGUGUCAGCUUUAUUUUUAAUAUUGGAACUCGUCUCUUUUGACACAGAUGUUUUUAAAUCAAUCUACUUGAACUUUUACAUCUGUCCAGAUGUUCAGUUUGGUCUUAUUUCCGUGACCUCAAGCCGUAUUUUUUUUUAGCCAGUAAACUCAACACUUGGGUUCUUUUCUAUUAUCCUCAGUGCUGUAUUUAUUUUCCCAGAACAUACUGUUUAUCUCUCCUGCUGUUGUGUGUAUCUUGUAUUAUAUAAUUCCUUUUUUUUUUUUCAAAGUAUCUUUGAAAGCUUCUUUACACUUCUCAUGAAUUGCAUGUUUAAUCCCAUGACGUUAGGAGGAUUAAUGAUUUAUACAAAUCAGAGCUGAUCUGGAGAAACACAUGAUUAAUAUUCUGCUGUACCUGGAUUGACCGCCAGAGGGCAGCAUAAACAACAGUGUCUGGUUUAGUGACUGCUUCCUCAAACACAUCCGGCUCUAUUAUAUGACAGACGUCAUAAUGUCAUUAAUAUUUUUUUCUUUCACAUAUUUUCUAUUCAUUAAUCUUUUGAAUUUUCAAGUCAUCGUUUUAGGAUUUUUUUGAACUAUAAAACGGAGUUUUUUAUUCUCUAUAAACAUGUUAUUUAACAUUAAACAUGUAAUCAGAGUUCAGGGGUUUUAUCUUGCUGUGAGUUUUAUACAAUAAAGAAAUUGUGAAAGAAGUUUUUUUUUCAAGCAG
Tachysurus fulvidraco (yellow catfish) is the source of this 2083-nucleotide messenger RNA. RefSeq names its product queuine tRNA-ribosyltransferase 1 (gene qtrt1). NCBI's taxonomy places the organism in Eukaryota, Metazoa, Chordata, Actinopteri, Siluriformes, Bagridae. Gene Ontology annotation, molecular function: tRNA-guanosine(34) queuine transglycosylase activity. Bases 79 to 1329 code for a protein of 416 amino acids. Gene Ontology annotation, cellular component: cytosol. The record is from RefSeq and is a predicted model, not a curated record. The transcript has 9 exons.